Molecule: messenger RNA, 942 nt
Organism: Galeopterus variegatus (Sunda flying lemur)
Lineage: Eukaryota; Metazoa; Chordata; Mammalia; Dermoptera; Cynocephalidae
Gene: FCER2
Product: Fc fragment of IgE, low affinity II, receptor for (CD23)
Exons: 10
Coding region: 1-942 (313 amino acids)
Molecular function (GO): signaling receptor activity
Source: RefSeq, a predicted model, not a curated record
AUGAAUCCCCAGAGCCAGGAGUUUGUGGAGCUCCCCAGGAAACGGUGCUGUGGGAGGGGGACACAGCUCGUCCUGCUGGGGCUGGUGACCGUUGUGCUGUGGGCCGGGCUGCUGACCCUGCUUCUCCUGUGGCACUGGGACACUUUACAGAAUCUGAAACAGCUGGAAGAGACCACUGCCCGGAACGUCUCUCAAGUUUCCAAGGACUCAGAAAGACACCAGAGUGACCAGAUGGCCCAGAAGUCCCAGGCUGCCCAGAUCCUGCAGACCGUGGAGGAACUCCGAGCUGAACAAAAGAGAAUGAAAUCUCAGGACUCUGAGCUGUCCUGGAACCUGGACGGACUUCACGAGUAUCUGAGCAACCUCAAGUCCCAGAGCUUGAACGAGAGGCGCAGAGCCUCAGACUCGCUGGAAAGACUCCAGGAAGAGGUGGCGAAGCUGUGGAUAGAGUUACGGGUGUCAAACGGCUCUCUGUGCAACACGUGCCCCGAGAAGUGGGUCAAUUUCCAACAGAAGUGCUACUACUUUGGUGAGGGCAUCAAGCGGUGGCUCCAUGCCCAGUAUGCCUGCAGUGACAUAGAAGGACGGCUGGUCAGCAUCCAUAGUCCAGAGGAGCAGGACUUUCUGACCAAACAUGCCAACAGAAGGGGCUCGUGGAUUGGCCUUCAUGACGUGGAUGCAGAGGGGGAAUUUAUCUGGAUGGAUGGGAGCGCUGUGGACUACAGCAACUGGCAUCCAGGGGAGCCCAACAACCAUGGCCAGGGCGAGGACUGCGUGAUGAUGCAGGGCUCAGGGCAGUGGAACGACGCCUUCUGCCGCAGCGAGCUGGGUGCCUGGGUGUGCGAGCGGCUGGCCACAUGUGGACCACCCGCCACCUCGGCUUCUGCAGGUCCACCGGGAGGGCCCCCUGCUCACCCCCUCCACGUCCCUCCCGCACCAUGA